Messenger RNA from Haliotis rubra (blacklip abalone), 10554 nucleotides. RefSeq names its product protocadherin Fat 4-like. Gene Ontology annotation, cellular component: cell-cell junction; plasma membrane. The coding region runs from base 1 to 10554 and encodes 3517 amino acids. The record is from RefSeq and is a predicted model, not a curated record. Gene Ontology annotation, molecular function: calcium ion binding. The transcript is spliced from 30 exons. Gene Ontology annotation, biological process: homophilic cell-cell adhesion. NCBI's taxonomy places the organism in Eukaryota, Metazoa, Mollusca, Gastropoda, Lepetellida, Haliotidae.
AUGGCAGGCCUCGAGGGCGGAGGACCUCGGACGGUGGUGUUGGUGUUGCUACUGUUGCUGUGCCAACUUACUUACACAUUUGGAGCAGGCGCCGCCACAACAUUUGACAACAUAGCAACUGAUGGCAGUACUCGCGUCAGUAUUGCUGAAAACACCGGAACAGGGGCCUCAGUGUUCGGUAUCCUAGCAACUGACCCGGAAGCAGACGCCCUGACCUUUACACUGACCACUACGUCAGUGCCCUUUACACUUGUGGGUCAACAGCUGCAAUGCGUUGCAUCCAUUCAAAGACUUCCGUACUUCAGAGUAAGUGAUGGAACCUCGACAACAACAGGAGCCGUGAACGUGGACGUUACCGACCUCAACGACAACUUGCCAGUGAUUAGCGGAGCCACGGUCAUCGCCAUAGACGAGAAACAAAACGUUGGAACUGUCGUGCCCUUCACAUAUACUGUAACAGAUAACGACGCCGGAGACACUCUGUCCUACCAACUGACAGGAGUCCACGCGACCUACUUCACUAUCGAGAGCAACACUGGAACUAUAAAGACUUCGCAGAAACUGGACAGAGAUGCUUCGGGUGCAAUCAAAGUUUUUGACCAGCUGACCUUGACGGUGACCGACAGUGCUGGUCAGCCCACUACCGGGACAUUGAGUGUGACGUUGAAUGACAUCAACGAUAACACCCCCACAUGCACACCGUCUGCAUUCUUCGCCGAUGUUACAGAGAACUCUCCCGUCGACACUACCGUCGUUGCUUUAACGUGUACCGACGACGACGCCUCCCCGAACAGUGAUAUGACAGUGACCAUCGUCAGUGGAGAUGAUGCCACCCAGAAGUUCAAGGUCACUGCCAUGAACAUUCUGACGACGGCAACAGUGACGGACUUCGAAACGACGACGUCAUACACCCUUGUCGUCAACAUUGCCGAUGGUGGAGCAACGCCGAACGUAGCCACAGCUACAGUUGUUGUUUCUGUUCUACCAGAGAAUGAAGGCACACCGGCAUGGGGAACGUUCGUGCCUGCGUUCGUAUCAGGAACACCGUAUCCCGUGUCAGAGAAUGCCAACGUCGGUACAUCUGUUGUUACCAUAGCAGCAACAGAUUCAGAUGCUGGGAAUGAUGGCACAAUCACGUACACACUGGUGACAACAACUGGAGCUGGUGUAGGCACUGUAAGCGGGAUUUUCCACUUGGAUUCCGUGUCAGGGAAAAUCUCAACAACUGCGUCCCUCGACCGUGAAUCGGUUGCAUCUUACGAUGUGACAGUUCGAGCAUCUGAUGGAGGAACUCCUGCUAAGACAGUAGACCGAACAUUCACAAUCUCAGUAGCAGAUUACAACGACAAUGGGCCCGUCUUUACAUCAGCCCCAUAUUCCAACUCUCCUCUGGAAACUGCCACGACAGCAGGUGCAACAAUAGUAGCAGUAGCGGCAACAGAUGCUGAUGCAACGUCAACCUUGGCAUAUGCGAUAGAGUUUGGGGACACUACUAGAUUCCAGUUCGGUGCAUCUGGUCUUGAACUGAUAACUGCAAUCAACCUUGACAGUCCGGCCAAUGACCCUGACUACUAUGUCCUCAGGAUCAUUGUGACCGAUGGUGGAACACCGGAGCUGACUGGAACGACGUCUGUGACGGUAUCCGUUGUGGCAGUCAAUGACCACGAUCCUGCAUUUGCUGCUGGCUUCCCAUCAACUGUCUCGUUUGCAGAGAACACCGCAGUAGGGACAGUAAUUGAUACUGUGGCCGCCACAGAUCUUGAUGCUGGCAUCGACGGACAGAUUACAUAUUCUAUUACAAAUGGCAAUACCAACACUGACUUCAGCAUCGAUCCGACAUUUGGUAUCAUCACACUACAGAAACCUUUGGAUUUUGAGACGACCCCUUCCUACACGCUUCAAGUGACUGCUAGUGAUGGCGGAGGCACUGUGAGGUCGGCAAUAACAACAGUGACAGUCACAGUUACCAACAUCAACGACAACUUGCCUUCCUGUGCUUCAUAUGCGGUUUACGUGACUGUGCUUGAGAGCAGCAGUGUCAAUGAUGCGGUGUCCACACUGACGUGUACAGAUGCAGAUGCGAGUGACGUCCUAUCGUAUACAAUCACAUCAGGGAACGGUGACGGAAAAUUCGCUCUCAAUGCUGCCAGUGGUACUAUAACGCUGGCUGCAACUGUGGACUACGAUUCUGCCACAACAUCUUACACCCUGCAGAUACAAGUCAGUGACGGGACCAACUCCAGGACUGUCACUGUUUACGUAAGUGUCGGUGCUGUAAAUGAAGCCACGCCCACCUUUGCAACACCAUUCCCUGCAGUGUCUGUAUCUGAGAGUGACUCUCCUGGAACUACAGUCCACACCUACACUGCCGCAGACUCCGACUACGUUCCCCACGCUGUCACAACGUAUGCUAUCAGCACUGUAACCCAAGGAGGCCUGUCCCUGUUCAGCAUAGACCCGUCCUCUGCUGUCAUCACCCUGGCCUCCAGUGUGGACUACGAUGCUCUUCCUGCUGGCACCAAGUUCUAUCUCCUCACCCUCACAGCUACAGAUGGCGGCGGACUUCAGGGGACUGGCACGGUAACAGUCAGUGUGACAGACGUCAAUGACAACAUCCCCUCCUGCACUCAAUCCAGUUGGUCCCAGAAUGUUGCAGAGGAUGUCGCUACAUUUCCAACGACACUUAUUGCAAGUUUGGGAUGCUCAGAUGUUGAAGAUGGAACAUCACUGACCUACACUCUUGUGCAAAGUCCAGGUUCUCACUUCGGCGUAACAGCAGGCGCUGUAACAAUAACAAGUGCUGUUGAUUACGAGGCAAACACUGGCCAUACUUUGACCAUCACAGUCUCUGACACCGGAAGUCCUGUACAGUCAACAACAGUCACUGUUAACAUCAACGUUGUCAAUGUCAACGAUGGCCCACCAACAUUUACUGGAACAUUUUCCGCCACCAUUGCUGAAGACAGCGCCAUUGGGAUAUCCGUUGCUGAUGUUGUAGCCACAGACCCUGAUGGAAAUAAUGCUUUUGGAAGUCCUGUUUAUUCUAUUCAGGGUGGUGACCUCAGUAAUCAGUUUAGCAUAGAUUCAAAUACAGGGAGAGUGUCGACUAUUGCUAACUUGGACCGAGAAACAAAAGCUAGCUAUGAUCUCGUCAUCAAAGCCACGGAAAGUGGAGACAUUGGGACUGCCACAGUUACACUUACUGUAACAGUCACAGAUGUAAACGACAAUACACCAUCUUGCUCUCAGAAUUCCUUCGUUGUGACUGUCAGUGAAGCCGAGGUCGCCGGAUUCGGUGUCAACACAUUCACGUGUACUGAUGCUGACACUACUGGAACUGUAACAUACACCUUGUCAACUGGAAAUACGAUCAAGUUCGAAAUGAGUUCAAAUAUUCUUCAGUUGAAGUCACCCCUUGACUUUGACUCUGGUGUGACAAAAUAUGAUGUUAUUGUAACAGUAUCUGACACCACAAAUAGCGUGGCUAUCCCCGGAACAAUUCAUGUUGGAAACGUCAAUGAGGCUCCGCCAGUGUUUUCACCAGUGAUAUAUCCAGUAUCCCACAGUGAGAAUCUAGCACUGGCCUCCACAAUAGCACAGGUAACUGCAACAGAUGCAGAUUCCGCCUCCACUUCAGAUGGACAAAUCACGUAUGCCUUUGUAGCUUCGUACCCUUUGUUUGCGCUGGACUCAACCUCAGGCGUCAUCACGCUUGUGUCAUCACUGGACAGAGAGACGGAUGCAACUCACGAUCUCCUGGUUACAGCAACAGACGGAACAACCACAGUAACUGCCACUGUCAGUUUGACCGUCACAGAUGAAAAUGACAACACUCCUGUGUUUGGUUCUGGAUCGUACAGUGGCAGUGUGUCAGAAGCGGAUGCUGUUGGAGCUAGUGUCGUGGUCACCGUUGCUGCAACUGAUACUGAUGACCCUGCAACUGGAGGAAAUGGACAAGUAACAUACUCGAUUAUCGGUGGAAAUACGAACAGUGACUUUACGAUCGAUGUCAGCAAUGGCGAGAUAAGAACAGCCAAGUUGUUAGACUAUGAGACAGCUGUGUCCCACUCUCUGACAGUGAAGGCAGUCGACAGAGCAGGGGAUGCACAAUCCAAGUCCGCUACCACAAUUGUAUCAGUUACAGUCACUAAUGUGAAUGAGCAUAACCCAGUGUUUACCCCAACAACUAUCAUCAAGUCAGUCCCUGAAAACACAGCUAUUGGGACGCUCAUCCAUCAGAUCCUUGCAACGGAUGCCGACAGUGGCACAGAUGGAGAUCUGACUUACUCCAUGGCAACACACGCCACAUUUGCCCUUGCAUCUGAUGGUGCUCUCACCCUCAAAGAUAAUCUUGACUUUGCAACUGCCAGUACAUACUCACUUACUGUGACAGCAACUGAUGGUGGAACACCAGCUAGAAGUUCAGACGUCACUGUGACAAUCAACGUCGUUGACGACAACAACAACACACCAACAUGCUCCCCUAGCUCCACGACUACCAUUCAAAGAGAAGACUACACUGGCAAUGUAGCUACUUUGACAUGCACAGACCUGGACACAGGAGCAAGUGGUACACUCUCCUACAUUAUAGAAUCCGUGAAUGCUGUUGCUGGGAGUGGUUCGUUUUCUGUUGAUGCGAGUGGUGUUGUUUCUACAACAGGUUUGGAUUAUGAAACUGCCACUUCACAUUCAAUUAUAAUAAGAGUUGAGGAUGGUGGUGUUCCUGCCCGAACAACAUCAGCUACAGUCAUUGUGUCAGUGACAGACGUCAACGAGGCUGCUCCAGCAUUUCUUGGAACGCCAUUCAACCCUUCUAUGGCAGAAUCAGAGGCAACAAGUGACGUCAUCGUGUCCAUAUCUGUCAAUCCUAUCAAUGAAAAUUCUCCAACGUUCACCCCUGCUUCAAGCACAGAAACUGUCCCUGAGAACAGUGUAUCGGGGCACGUUGUUAUUGACCUUGAUGCCACGGAUAAUGAUUCUGGACCAGAUGGACAAGUAACCUACAGUAUCAUAUCAGGAUCACUUGGGAAGUUCAUAAUUGAUCCAUCGACUGGCGUCGUGACUGUAAGUGACGUACUUGAUGCUGAAUCUGUGUCAUCAUACACUGUUACAAUCCAGGCAACGGAUGCUGGAACUAAUCCAUCACCCCUGAGUGGUACCUACAUCCUAACGGUGUCAGUGACUGAUGUGAAUGAUGCAACACCAUCUUGCACUCAGGCAUACUACGCAACUGCCAUAACGGAAUCAACAGCGCCAACAACAUCCGUUCAACAAAUUGUGUGUUCAGACUCAGAUAUAAACGCUCCUAACAAUGUCCUCAGUUAUGCCAAGAUUGCAGGGGAUCCAGUUAACCUGUUUGAUGUUGAUGCUUCUACAGGACUGGUCUCUGUUGCUGCAGCAGCAUCCUUUGAUAGGGAGACGACUGCGUCAUACCUUCUGAAUGUUACUGUCACAGAUGGUGGAGCCACAGCACUUUCUGCAGUCAUCCAUGUCUUUGUCAGCAUCACAGACGAGAAUGACAACAGUCCUGCGUUUGUCCAGAACCCGUACACGCCCAGCGUAGCUGAAGAUGCUAGCCCUGGAACAGCUGUUGUGACAGUAGCAGCAACAGAUGCAGAUGCGGGGUCGAAUGGAGAUGUAGUGUACUUCAUAUCAACAGGAAAUUCACUGGGCCACUUUACUGUGGACUCUGUGACAGGAGUAGUGUCUGUUCAGGCAUCUCUUGACAGGGAGUCAUUAUCUUCAUACGUUUUGGAAGUAAGGGCCCAGGACAAAGGGACCCCCACAAGUCUUACUGGAACGUCUACUGUCUCGAUAACUGUAACUGAUGUCAAUGACAACUUUCCUCUUUGUACCUCAUCCGUAUACACUGGCAGUGUACCAGAAGAUGCUGCUCUAUCCACGUCAGUUACCACUGUGUCCUGUCCGGAUGCUGAUGUUCCUCCUAACAAUAACGUUGUGUACACAAUCACAGCAGGCAACACUGGUAGUGUAUUUGCUAUUGGAUCUACAUCAGGAGUGGUCACAGUCAAUGCAGGUCUUGACGCAGAAACACUGAGUGCGUACAGCCUCACAGUACAAGCUUCAGAUGGAACCCUUACUACCGAUGUCAUUGUAACAGUCACAGUAUCAGAUGUCAACGAGCAUGACCCAGUCUUUGCUCCACCCGGACCCUAUUCCGAGUCAUUCAGUGAGGACACAGCUUUAGGAACUACGAUAAAGAACAUUAAUGCAAAUGAUAAUGAUAUUUCCAAUUCUGUUCUAUCAUUCAGCAUAACUCUAGGAAACGCAGAUAACAAAUUUUGGAUCGAUCCAACAUCGGGGACCGUUGUUCUUCAGGGGGCUCUUGACCGGGAAACCACAGACACAUAUUCCUUGACAGUAGAAGUUGCUGAUGGAACAGGAGCUGGAAGUCGCACAGCAACAACUCAGCUGACAGUUUUAGUCCUUGAUGUAAAUGACAAUGAUCCAAUUUGUGCUCCUUCCAAUUAUAUCAACACACUACCAGAAGAUUCCAGUAUUGGAACAACUGUUAGUAGUCUAACAUGUUCCGAUGCUGAUUCCUCUACCCCCACCCUGGCUUACAGUAUCACAACGGGCAAUGGAGAGGGUAAAUUUACCAUCGAUGCUGCUUCUGGGGUGGUUACCAUAUUUGCGUUGCUUGAUUAUGAAACUACAACUUCCUACAACUUGGAAAUUCAAGUAUCCGAUCAAGGGGGUACUGCACGAGUUAUCACCGUUCCUGUAACUUUAGAUGUGACACCUGUAAAUGAAGCAGCUCCAGUAUUUACUCCAGUUACGCCUGUACCUAUUCAGGAAGAUGUCUCUAUAGGAUCUGUUGUGUACACAGUAACAGCUACAGAUACCGAUAAGGGUUUACUUCAUGGAACGGUUAGGUAUUCAAUAGCAUCUGGCAAUGAUCUUGGUCAUUUUAGUAUUGAUGAAGGAACGGGAGAGAUUAAAACUGUUGGUAAUUUAGACAGAGAAAGCACUACCUCAUACACUUUGAGAAUCCGUGCCACUGAUGACUUUGCUAGUUCAGGGGCUGAGCGUAGUGCUGAGGUGGAUCUCAGUAUAACAGUUGGUGAUGUGAAUGAUAACAUCCCUGUGUUUGUACCAAUCCUCUACAUCAAAGAUGUUCUUGAGACAGCUCCAAGUGGAUCUACAGUUGCAGUUGUGACUUCACGAGAUGAUGAUGAUGUUCCAAAUGCAACACCCGUGUACUCCAUUGUUUCAGGAAAUACGGGAAGUGUAUUCAACUUUGUGGCAAACGAACUUCUCUCAAAUGCAGCCUUAGACUUUGAAACUUUGACAAUGUAUGAUCUUGUCAUACAAGUGUCAGAUAGUGGAACGACACCAUUGACAUCAAAUGGCAGAAUCAUCAUAAAUGUACUAUCCCAAAACGAGUUUGCUCCGAUUCCUGCUGUCCCCAAUGAUAGCAUCACAGUGAGCGAGCUAAUCCCAGUAGGAACCAACUUCUACAAUGCAAGCGCUGCAGAUGGUGAUUCAGGAACUGAUGGGGAAUUCUCUUGGAGUAUCACAAAUGGAAACAUCCCUGAGCUUUUCUUCUGCAGUCCACAGUUAGGAGAACUGUAUACAUCGUCCGUUCUCGAUUACGACACACCUCCCAACACUCACAACAUUACGGUUGAAGCACAAGACAAAGGUGGUCUGACCGGGUCAUUCUGGCUUGAAAUUGUACUUCAGGAUGAAAAUGAUGAGUAUCCAGUAUUUACUAAAUCUAUAUAUACUCCUCUCUUGAAUGAAAAUGUAGCGAUUGGUCAGUCAGUAGAAACGGUAACCGCCACUGACAAAGACUCGGGGACAAAUGGUCAAGUUACAUAUUCAAUAACAUCUGGAGAUGGACAAGCAUAUUUUGCAAUUGACUCCUCCAGUGGUAUUAUUACAACAACACAGAACAUCGACUAUGAGACAAAACAUGUUUUCUUCCUAAUUCUACAAGCAAUAGAUGGUGGAACGCCUGCUCUAUCUACUGUUGGAGUCGUCAGGAUGACGGUUGUUGAUCUUAACGAUAAUGCUCCUACAUUUACACCUGACUUCUUUACUCAAAGUCUGUCAGAAGAUGCUACUUUGGGAACAAGUGUGACGACUGUCUAUGCCACAGACGCUGACUCAUCUGCUAACAAUAACAACGUCUUCACCUACAGUCUCACUGAUGCCUUUUUCGAAGUCAAUACAGGAUCUGGGCAAAUAUCUACAAAAGCUUUGUUAGACAGAGAAACUAUUCCCAGCCACAAUUUAACAAUUUUGGCCAUCGACCAGGGAACACCAGCUAAUACAGGAACAGCAGUUGUGACAGUCAACCUCCUCGAUGUAAACGAUAACAAACCUAACAUCACGGGAAGUUACUCAACUAAUCUGAGUGAGGACAUAAGCCCUGGAACCAUUGUCUUCACUAUCGCAGCCUCUGACUUAGAUAGUGGCGUGAAUGCUGAACUUGUGUUCUCUAUUGCGUCUGGAAGCACUGAUGGAGAUUUCAAGAUUGAAAUUGGGAGUGGUAUUGUUCAAGUUCAGAAUUCACUGGACAGGGAGAGAACCGCCUCCUACAACCUCGUCAUCCAUGUAACGGAUAAGGGAACCCCUCCACUAACUGCUUCUGUUACCACUACAAUAGUGAUUGAUGAUAUCAAUGACAACAAUCCAAUUUUCAAACAGUCUCAAUACACAUUUAACAUAGCCGAAAAUGUUCCUUUGGGGUCAUCUGUUGGGACAGUAGAAGCUACAGAUAAAGACAGCCUAAUAAAUGCAGCACUAACAUAUGAAAUUGUUGUCUUCUGGACUGGUGAAGCGUCCCAUUUUGUCCUCGACCUUUCUUCUGGAGUGAUCACUACAGCAGGGAAUCUGGACCGAGAAACUAUUAACACAUACAGUUUGAGAUGUCGUGCUAAAGAUGGUGGAACUCCUCAGUUAACUGGAGAUGUUAAUGUGACCAUCGUGAUUGAUGACCUAAAUGAUAACCCACCUGUCUUCAACUCGUUACAGUAUACAGGAUCUGUAAAUGAAAACACAGCAGCAGGAACGAGCAUAUUAACUGUUACAGUCACCGAUGCAGACGCCCACAAUGGUGCCAUAACUCUGUCAAUCGAUACUUCAACUCCUGAAGGGGUCAGAGGUGACCAGUUCCUAACAGUUGAUUCUGCCUCAGGUAUUGUAAGUGUCAAGUCUGUUAUGGACAGAGAGGUGGACGUGGACUUCAAUGUAACCAUUUUAGCAGUUGACAACGGGACAGUUCCCCUGACUGCUUCAGCUGUGGUGUACAUCACAGUUAUCGAUGAAAAUGACAAUGCUCCUGUCUUCAGCUCUACAUUUUACAACACUGAGAUUGCCUACACUGGCACCUGUGACAACACUAUUGUGACUCUUACUGCCACUGAUGCUGAUUCUGGAUUAAAUGGACAGGUGUUCUACGUCUUUUCCCAGAAUCCUUAUGGAUUUUUCUUUGCUGUUGGUGUCAGUUCAGGUGUUGUGGUGCUACAGACCCCAGUAUCAGUCAACACCAAGUAUGUACUGGAAGCCUCAGGGAACGAUGGUGGGGUUCCUUCACGAACAACCAGCCCGGCAGCAGCAAUCCGGGUAGACACAUUCGACCCCAAUACCGUGGCCGUCGUUAUCAAACUUGGCAUAAGCAAGACAGAUUUCCUCCUCAGACAGGAUCAGUUUGUGUCCCAGUUCAAGACUGUCAUGUCGUCCAGCUAUCCUUCAUGUCUGGUACGGAUCUGGUGCAUCACAGAGAGGUCAGGCGAGACAGCAGUAGCAGCACCAACACGGCGGAGGCUCCUUGCUUCCAGUCCAGUAAAUGUCAACCUUGUGGUUGUUGCUGACAACACAACUGAAACGUCCAGCAACCUGGCCCAAGGCAAGACUUUCCUCACUUCCAGCGAUGUCACCAGUGUCGUAGCGUCUGACCCAUCAGGGACUCCAUCAUCAGCACUGCAAGGAUCAGCCUGGGACUACUUCGUGAUCCAGAACGCCAGUCCCUACUCCGAGACUGUCACUCCCUGGCAUCAGACAACAGUCGGCAUUGUCUUCAUCACCCUGUCCUGCCUCCUGGCCGUCGUACUCAUCGGCAUCACAAUCUUUGCCAUCCUCUGGUGGAGGAAGAAGAGAAGGUUGGUCAUUGCCGAUUACACCAACCCGUACGACAAUCUUGGAGAAUCGACCUGGAGUAAGGACUACACUGCAAUGGUUCCUGACCUUGACCUUAAGGAUCCCAAGAAACAUCCUCCUCCAGCUUUGUUGACGCUUCCAAUCCCACUAAAGCCACGAGUGCAGAGCUCAGAGCCUGAUGACUUCUGGGGAGCCCCUGAAAAAAAGAAAGGACGUAGGAGCGAAACGCCCCCUCGUACACCACGCUCCGUUAUCGUCACAUCGAAUGAGAUUGAUGGCUACCCCAUACGCAACAGGCACUUCGAUGGGCAAGCUGUGGACCCAGUGACAGACAAGGUGUACCAAUACAACACCCGAACCAAUCAGAGACGCUGGGUGACGACGCCGGAGGGCAAGGCUGUAGUAGCCAGGGACAGCAACGUCUAG